GUCACAACCAUGGAGCACCAGCUCCAUCAACGUCAUUUUCACCUCCAAGAUAUUUGUUUUGAGUGGGUAAGCAUUCUUUCUGGCCUUCUAUGAUUCAGGUAAAUAAAAGGAGAGCCCAUCAGAAUCCUGAAGCCAAAAUGAAGAAUAUCGACGAGAGAUGCCUUUGAGAUCAUUAACUGAGACGGCAGACGAAUUUAUGGAGAGCGAGAGCGAGGGCUGCUUCCAUUUGUACGUGGCAUCCGUCCUCCUGCUUGUGCUGGCAUCUGAACCCUUUGCAGUCGCGGCUGCUGCGAUAACCAGAGACGAUUUCCCUCCCGGAUUCAUCUUUGGCGCCGGCACCUCUGCUUACCAGGCGGAAGGAGCGGUUGCAGAGGAUGGAAGAAAGCCCAGCAUCUGGGACACCUUCGCACAUGCUGGGUUGAACGCAGAUCAGACAGCAGCAGAUAUAGCAGCAGAUCAGUAUCAUAAAUACAAGGGCGAUGUGAAGUUGAUGCGUGAUAUGGGUCUGGAUGCCUACAGAUUCUCUAUGUCCUGGUCUCGAAUUAUUCCUGACGGACGGGGACCUAUAAAUCCAAAAGGCUUGCAGUAUUAUAACAAUCUAAUCAAUGAGCUUGUUAGCAACGGAAUAGAGCCUCAUGUUACCUUGUGUCAUUUUGAUCUUCCACAAGCGCUGCAAGAUGAGUACGAAGGAUUAUUGAGCCCUAGAAUAGUAGAGGAUUUCACUGCUUACGCCGACAUAUGCUUCAAAGAAUUCGGUGACAGAGUGAAGAACUGGAUCACUUUCAAUGAACCCAACUUUGAGCCAGUCUUAGGUUAUGAUGUUGGAAUUUUUCCACCUGCACGCUGCUCGUACCCUUUCGGUUUCAAUUGCUCCGAAGGAGAUUCCACAAGAGAGCCAUAUCAGUCUGCUCAUAAUUUUCUUCUAUCACAUGCAUCAGCUGCUACAUUGUACAAAGAAAAGUAUCAGGCAGAACAAGGAGGAAAGAUAGGAAUUACCAUCCUGGGUUUCUGGGUUUCCCCUUACACAGAUUCCCAGGAGGAUAUUGUUGCAACACAAAGAGCGAGGGACUUCCAUAUAGGAUGGAUCAUGGAUCCACUCGUGUAUGGAGACUAUCCUUCUCUCAUGAGGGAGAUUGCAGGUUCAAGACUGCCUUCAUUUGAUGCAAAAGAAUCAAAGAAGUUAAAGGAAUCGUUUGAUUUUGUCGGCUUCAACCAUUAUGGUGUAUUUUAUGUGCAAUCCUACCCUAAUAAUUAUGACAAGAAUGAUAGGGACUACAUCAAAGAUCUCUCCGCGAAAGUACCAAAUUUCCUGACAAGGUCUCUCUCAAAGGUUUUCACCAUGAAAGGAAAAUCUCCAUUUUCCAAUACCCCAUGGGCUCUGCAGGAAAUGCUUGAGUAUGUCAAAGUAAAAUACAGGAAUCCUCCGAUCAUCAUUCAUGAAAAUGGAUAUGGAGAAUUUGAUAUCGGCCCAACUACCGGAAACGGUACAGCUGACAGUGACAGAGUAACCUACUUGCAGGGAUAUAUUGAAAGCUUGCUUCAGUCUGUUAGAAAUGGCUCAAACACAGUUGGGUAUUUUGUGUGGUCAUUUAUAGAUUGUUUCGAGCUUAUGUUUGGCUACACCGCACGUUAUGGACUUUAUGGAGUUGAUUUCAGAGGUGCAGAUAGAAGCAGGUUCCCUAGGCUUUCAGCGCACUGGUAUUCAAGCUUCCUGAGUAACAGAGGACUAAGAAUUCAAGCAUCAGAUAUUGUUUACACUGAGUAGAGCUUAACUCUUGAGCGAUUUGUGAGACCAUGAUACAGAGAUUAUUUACACUGAGCAGAGCUCAACUGUGAUUGAUUUGUGAUACGUAUUCGUCUUUCCCCUCACUGUACUGUUUGCAUUGGUAACAGGUUGUGUUGUUUCAUGGAGUUAUUGUUCCAAAACUCCUUUUGCAUGAUUAAAAUAAAGUCUUUUUUCAAUUA
Molecule: messenger RNA, 1965 nt
Organism: Asparagus officinalis (garden asparagus)
Lineage: Eukaryota; Viridiplantae; Streptophyta; Magnoliopsida; Asparagales; Asparagaceae
Product: beta-glucosidase 31-like
Exons: 13
Coding region: 158-1765 (535 amino acids)
Biological process (GO): carbohydrate metabolic process
Molecular function (GO): beta-glucosidase activity
Source: RefSeq, a predicted model, not a curated record